Molecule: messenger RNA, 2166 nt
Organism: Chinchilla lanigera (long-tailed chinchilla)
Lineage: Eukaryota; Metazoa; Chordata; Mammalia; Rodentia; Chinchillidae
Product: chromosome unknown open reading frame, human C16orf54
Exons: 2
Coding region: 350-1024 (224 amino acids)
Source: RefSeq, a predicted model, not a curated record
UGGGGUGCAGGAGGCCCCUGAGGAUGGGAACGAGGCAGGCAGAGGGACCUGACACAGAGACAGGCCAGAGACUGGGCAGAGCUGGCGAGGCGAGGGUGGGCAGGGCUGGCACCUGAGAACCAACGCCCCAGCAAAUCCUCAGAGCAUACAGAGGACAAGACCGCCUGCCGGCUCCUGGCAAGGGGCAGAGGCGGCCACAGGGGCUCGCGAGGGAGGGGGUUCGGGAGGAGGGUUCUCUCAGUCCCUCCCCGCCCCAACUUCCUCUCUAAGCCAGAACAGGAUCUGAAGCGGCCUGGACAGGAGAGAGGAGCCCUUAGGGACCUCAGUCUUUUCUCUGAGGCAGCCUGAGAUGCCCUCGACUUCCAAUCAGCUCACCGGGCACAUGGAGGGGCCCCCUGCGACCGAGGCAGCCUUGUGGGCCCCGCUCCCUUGCGGCCCCUGCAUCCCCAUCCUGCUGGCCCUAGCCUCCCUCGCCGCCUUCUUCAUCCUGACUACAGCCGUGCUGGCCGAACGUCUGUUCCGCCGCUCUCUGCGCCCCGACCCCGGCCACCGCGCGCCCACCCUGGUCUGGCGCCCCGGAGGAGAGCUGUGGAUCCAGCCGGCGGGCACCGCCCGGGAGCGCUCUGAGGACUGGUACGGCUGUGAGGCGCCCCUGCUCGCUGAUGGGGGCCCAGAGCCUGCUCCCCCCGGGGGCACCUUGGAGGCCCGGGCCAGCGCCCCACCUGCGCCUUCAGCCCUGUGCUCUGCCCCCAGCUCCCUGGUCCCCCAGGAGCACCCUGAGAUCCUGGCUCGCAGCACCUUCUGGGGGCCCCAGCCACAUUGGGAAAGGCCCCCCACUGCAGGCCUAGUGAGCUGGGCUGGGCCUGAGCUGAGGCCAGAGGCCACCGAAAGCCUGGGGAGCCCCAGAACCUGGAGGCUGCGGCCGGGGAGCCCCGAGCCUGACUGGAGCCUCCAGCCUCGGGUCACCCUGGAGCAGAUCUCUGCAUUCUGGAGGCGGGAAGGCCGGACCAGCGUGGGCUUCUGAAUCCCCAGGGCCUCCGCGGGACGGGCCCCCAGAAGGCCCUCUGGAAGGCACUGCGGCCCCACGGCUGUCUGAGGACAGGUGCUCCCCCAGGCCUCGAUCUGAAUUUUCCGUUCCCCUGGGCCUGCGUGGGGAGCAGGCUGAGCGCGGACGGAGGUGUGCACGGAGGACACCCGGCAGCGUCUCUCACCGGGCCUCCCGCUGCUCGCCCGCUGUGACUCAGAGCUGGAGGUAAGGCCAGUGCUGGCCCACAGGCUUCGAGUAUGCAUUUCAGAGAAGUAGCUCAAACCAGUUUCCACUUUGGAAGUAGCUCAAACCUUUCCGCUCUGCCAGUGGGUCUGAGAUGCCACACGGGGUCCGGAAGAGGAUGCUGAGGAGCAGCCUGGGAGAGGUGAUCAGAGGUGACAGGCGUGCUGGCCGGAGCCGGCAGGAGCCCAGCUUCCCAGGGCCACAGGUCUGCUCCCUUCCCUGACCUGACUCCUGGCCCCCACCGUGAGGUCGUCGGAGAACAUACAGAGGCCAAGACCAGGCAAAGGAGCCUUCGACUACACUGACUGCUGCGUUCAUCCUCAGAUGGCGAGGAGGGGCUGACCCAAGCGGGAGAGGCCCUGCCCGCCCGGUGUUGAAACGUAGUCAAGGAAGACCAGCAGGGUCUGCGCAGCCUCCCACAGCUGCGCCAUCCCAGGCCCCUGGGCCUCGGCGCUCCCGGGGAAGGCAGCCCUGAGGGAGCCACCGGGCAGCCAAGGAGAAUGAGUCCGAGCCCGUGUGGAAAAGGCUUGGCCCCGGGAAGGGCAGCUCCCUAACCCUGGCCUCUGGCCAUCUUCCUGCCCAGCUUGCUGGACUGGUCCAGAGAGAUUUGCCCCAAGACAGGGCUGUUUAUAAUGAUCCACCGCAUAGAAACGGAGCCGCAAGUGCUAGUAGACCUACUUACCAGCAGACGCCCCUUCCCUAACCCUCCCCCUCCCCCUCUUCCACCUCCCCCUAACCCUGGGGAGAUUCCACUCCCCAGGGGCUGAUUUCUCAAACUUCAAUCAUGAAUAUUAGAAUUUUUGACAUAUCAGUUUAUCACCUUUAGUAUUACUUACUUUAUAUUUUUUUCUUUAAAUUGACCCAUUAUUUGCUUAAUAAAUUUAUUUUAAAAGGAA